Caenorhabditis auriculariae is the source of this 3059-nucleotide messenger RNA. NCBI's taxonomy places the organism in Eukaryota, Metazoa, Nematoda, Chromadorea, Rhabditida, Rhabditidae. The record is from the annotation of a GenBank genome assembly.
AUGGCGCAGGGCGUCGCAUCGAAUCUCUUCCGCGCCGCUUUCCGCACCCAACUCCGAAAUUCGCAUUCUUACUGUAUCAGGCGUGAGUUUUAUACGGAAUAAAACAAAAAUUGACGUUUGGUAAAUUUUUGAAAAACAUUGGUUGAUUCAGCGGGUUUCUUGUAAUUAAUAUUUUUUGAAGUUUCGAUAGUUUUUUUUUUAGUUCAAAAAUAUUUACUUCGUCAUUGUUCAUACAGUCCCCUCUCGGUGUUCAGAGUGAUUCCACGAAAUUAUUUCUUUCUCUCCAAAAACUAUAUAAAUUAUUUUUGUGCAAAUUUCAGGCUUUUUUUAUUUGAACUGAAAAAAACUAUCGAAAUUUUCAAAAAAAACCGGAAACAAGUAUUUUUUUGUGCAAUAUAGUGUUCUACAAGAUUUGAAAAUAUUUUUUUCGGUGAAGGGAAAUCUUGGAAAGUUUUUUUCUCGGAGUAUCGGGCUUGAAAAUGUUUUUUUAUCAUCGAGAAAUAUGUAUUUUUUUCAAUUGUUAUGACUUGGGUUAUUGCCCAAAAAUUCUUUUCAAACUUCUAAAAAUCAAAAAAAGCCCAUAUCGAAAAUAUUUGAACUUUUUCCAGCAUGCCAAGUUUUAAUGAUAAAUUCUAUCAGAUCACGAAUUUAUUAAAAAAAUUUUUCCGAGACCAAAACUAUCCUAUGCAUCAAUGAAUUGUCGACUGAUAAUUCAACGCUUCAUUCUGAGAAAAUUGAUAGUUUUUCGAGUUCGAAGGGUUUUAAUAGGUUAUCAAAACGGUAAAGUUACUUCUAGGACCCUCAGACGGAGCUGAAAAGUUCCGCUAAAAUUCCUAAAACGGUUAAAAUAAGUCUCUUGAGCACCUUUUUCAUAGCCUUUAAGGAUCCUUUUUGAACCCUCUUAAGUAUUUUUAGUCGCUUUUCAGGAUCUCUUUAAUAAAUGAACUGAAAAAAAUGCCAAAGUGAAAAAAGAAUCGUUGGGGUCCUCAAAAGCUCCUUCUGAAAAAAAAAACUUUCGAGGAUCUUUUCCGUUUUGCUCUUGUUAUAAACAACUGAAACAUCAUUAAAAUAGUGAAAAUUGAAAACAAAAGAAAAAAUUGAAAUCGUGACCGAGAUUCGCAAAGGCAAAAACGCGUCUGCGGAGUGUCGUUCCAUGAAAUUUCAAGUCGUGCCAUGAUUUUUUUUUUUCAAUUUUUCAGCCUCCCUGGACUUGGAUGCGGAUAUGGUUGAGGUGCAGAAAGUGGCACACGAAUUCGCCAAAAAAGAAAUGUACCCGCACAUGGCCGAGUGGGACCAAAAGGUGGUUUUUCUGUUUCAUGAGUGGAAUAAUGAAGGCGUCUUAAAUAUUUCCUCGUUUUUCUGCAUUCGUGAGCUUUGUAGAUAACUUUCUAGGACCCUCGAGUGGUCACUACAAAAUAUUCGGAAGGCCUCGUCCCUAAAGUAGACACUAAGAGCUUUUGAGUGUUAUUUAACAUCAGCCUCGCAAGCUCCUAAAAUGACCACUAGAACAUAUUCUGUAAUUUGAAGUUUUCUGCUACUUGGUUACUACUAUUGAGCCCUGAAGUGGUCACUGGUGAUCUCAUCCUUCAAAGGGAUCACUAUAGUAGUUUCAGUGGGAGUGAUCUCAGGAGCACUUUUCGAAGAAAGUUUUUUUCGGAAAAGGUUGCUUAAGAGACCACUUGAAUAUAUUCCGUAGCUUGAAUUUUUCUUGGAUGAACUUCCGUUUUUCUUUCCCUUGAUUGCGACUAUUGGCGCCUAAGCUGAAAACCCUGAAGGGGUCACUGGUGAUCUGAUCUUUAAAGGGAUCGCUAUAGUAGUCUCAGAAUUAUGAUAUUAUUUCCCAGCGGACAUUGUUUUCACAAUAGUUUCCAGCGUUUUUCUCAAAAAAGGCUCCUAGAGUGACCACUUGAAUUGUUUCUAUUAUUACGACUUCUGAAGAGCUCACUAGAAGCUGAAAACCCUGAAGUGGUCACUGAUGAUUUUCUAUUAAAAGGGAUCACUAUAGUAGUUUCAGUGGGAGUGAUUUUAGAAGCACCUCUCGAAAGAAAGUAUUUUUCAAAUCUGGUCAUUUUUUUUUUUCGGAAAAGGUCCCUAAAGGGACCACUAGGAUAUAUUCCGUAGCUUAAAUUUUUCUUGGUGGGACUGCCGGUUCUGUCACUUGGUUGCCACCAUUUUCGCCUCUGGAAAUGUUCAAUAGGAGCUGAAAACCCUAAGAGUGGUCACUGAUGAUCUCUCUUUUCAAAGGGAUCACUAUAGUAGUUUCAGUGGUAUUCGAAAUGUCUCAGGAACACUUCCCGACGGACAUGAUGAGGAAGGCGGGAGAGCUCGGUUUCGGCGCCAUCUACUGCAAGCCCGAGCACGGCGGGUCCGACCUGACCCGGCUUCACGCCUCGGUCAUCUUCGAACAGCUGGCGGCUGGCUGCUGCUCCACCGCCGCUUAUAUGAGCAUUCACAAUAUGUUAGUGAAAAAAUGGGAAAAUGGACUAUCAAGAUUUGUAUUUUAUUUUCCAAUUUUUCGGCUUCAGGUGCGCCUGGAUGCUCGACACUUAUGCUUCAGAACAGCUAAAGGAGAAAUUCUUGCCUCGGAUCGCGACUUUUGAGGAUUUGUGCUCGUACUGUUUGACGGAACCGGAUGCUGGUGAGUUGGAGAUAAACGUCGGCUGGACCUCAACCAGGCGAUUUAAAAAAAAAAGGUGUGAUCAAAAUAAUAAGCUCGGAAGUUUCCCAGGAUCCGACGCGGCAAAUCUCCGAACGACGGCCAGGAAAGAGAAGGACUACUACGUCGUCAACGGCUCCAAGGCGUUCAUCAGCGGCGCCGGCGCCUCCAAGCAGUAUUUACAGAGUUUUCACCGAAUUCUGAUGAUCCUCUUUGAAGUUACGUCGUGAUGGUCCGCAGAGACGACGGGCAGCCCGGCGCCAAGGGAAUCUUCUGUCUGCUGAUCCACGACGGCAUGCAGGGCUUCAGCCAGGGCAAGAAGGAGCAGAAGCUCGGAUGGAACACCCAGCCGACCAGGAUCCUCACUUUCGAGGACUUGAAGGUCGUGACAAUAUUUCUGUAG